ACUACUACUUUUGUGUCUAGUAAUGAUUGUAGAGUGAUUUACUGGGAGAUAGAGUGAGUAGAGCAACUACUGUAAUAACUGUUGUGAGCAGAGAGGCAAGAGGAGGGGGAGAAAGGAGCCAAGAUGCUGGGAAUGAGAGUAUUGCUUUUAAGUAUCAUUCUUACAGCUAAGAGUGUCUUAUCUCAGAAUUUCUCUCAUUAUGGGGUUGAAUUUAAUAUUGGUUUCAUGCCAUCUACAAAUUCAACAACUCUAAGGCUGUUGGUACAUUCACAGGAGGACAAUGCUCAUGUCACUGUGUCAAGGAUUGGUUAUAAUUACAGUACAUCAGUUACUAGGAAUGCUCUUAGCAUCAUUAAUCUGCCAUUCCAUCCAGUGGUGGACUCAAGUUUCAACUCUCGGGAUCUUGGGUUUCAUAUUACUUCUUCAUCUCCAGUGUCCAUUGUUGGAGCCAGUGGAGAAAUAAAAAACUCGUUUGUGCCUCACUUCACUUUUCUAAGCCUCCCUUAUCACGACUAUACCUCCUCCACUACUGAAUACAGCUACUUGGGUGUUUCCACAAGCAACUCUAACCCUAAUAAUAAUUACACAAGUCAGAUUCUGCUAGUUGGUAACAGAGAUAAUACCACGUUCACUAUACGGCCAUCAUGUAACCUGACUCUACCAGUAAACAUACAAUCGAAUGACACAAGAACAUUAGUAGUUGUUCCUGGGGAUAAUCACACCUCAAUACUACACUCUCAUCAGACUUUACUAAUGACAAGUAUAAACUGUGACCUCAUAGACACUAUGGUAACAUCAAAUCACCCACUUAGUAUCUUUGGAGGAGGAGAAGACUGUAGUGAGGAAUACGAAUGUGGCUCUGUUGCUACUCAAAUCUCUCCCACCAUUGCCUGGGGAGAUGGAUUCUUGCUGGCUCCAUCGCAAACUAUCAAUGCGGAUCAGCUAUACACUGUAAUAGCAUCAGAAGAAAAUACCAUUAUUACUAGAUCUUGUGAUAAAAAUACAACUACUUCAUUGCUUUCUUCAGUUGGUGAAGUAUACAGUUUUAAUGAAUCUACUGCACUUUGCUACCUCACUUGCAGUCAGAGAUGUUAUGUUGCUCAUUAUGGUAUAACAGAAGGUGCACAGUUUCUGAUCCCAGUCUCCCCUCUUACCCAAUACCCCAAUACAAUGGUAUCAUUGAGUUCAUUCAAUGCAUCAGCUUCUCUAUACACAGUUACUGUACCAGCCAGGGAGUCAUUCAAUGGAACAUUAGUCAUCAAUGGAAGUCUGGUCACUCCAAACUGGUCUUCAAUAUAUGAUAAAGAUGGAGUCAUAGUUGGAUAUGGAUACACUAGCUCAUUCAGUGGAAUGACUACAAUAGCUCCAAGUUCUUCAAUGAAUAGUCUUUAUGUGGCUGUUUAUAAUCUUGAUGAUGAUGGAGCAUACAGCUAUGCUGCUGGUACUUUACUUAACCCUCUUUUCCCUUCACUUCGUUUCUUGUCUGAUGAGUACUGUCUCCUCAAUGUCUCUGAUCAAUUGACUCUCACUAUUCAAAGAAUCAAUGAUUUUAGCAUCAGCUUUAACACACGUCUGGCAAUUAACUUAAAUUACACACUUGUUAAAUUUCUUGCUGGAGAAAGAGAAAAGACAAUCAAUGUGACAAUAAGCAAUGCUCAGUUUGGUGGAAAUGAACCUUUACUAGUAUUAGCUGAGGCAGCAGUGAGUGAUGACCCAUCUCCUGCAUUAGCUGAAACAGCAAUUACAAUACAAAACACUAAAGGUGUUGAUAUUGGUUUUGCAGAGGAGAGAGUGACAGUAAUGGAAAGUGACAAUUCAGUUGCACUCAAUAUUUUGUCUACAGGUGCAGAGAUAAAAUGUCUUCCAGGAAGCAAUAACAUUGUUUUGUUGUUACAGUUGAAUGAUUUUCAAGGUAGGGCUUUAAACGUCACAAGACUUACAUUCAAUCAAUAUGUAAGGAAACAAUCUGUUGAUGUAAAACUAGACUCCUUUACUAAUGAUAGCAACCAGCGAAACAUGACCGGAAAGCUAAUAAUUCUAUUUAAUAGUGGGCUUGAUGUAUCACUAAAACAUUCUCAAGUGAUCAUUGUUUAUGAUUCAAUGCCAAUGCCUAGUAAUGCACUCAUGAGCACUCUCAGUAGUAUGCUUAGCAGCAGUUCAGUCAUCAUAACUCCUACACAAACUGUCAGUGAUUUUAUGAAUACACUACUCAAUCCCACAACAGCUUAUGUUAUUGGAAUAUCAGGAGUUCUACUCACUCUUGUGUUGUGCUCUUAUAUUCUUGUAGCUAGCUUCUGCUGUGGAAGACACUGCAAGAAGAAAAAGAAGCACAACUUGAAUGAGAGUAGCAGUCGGCUUCAGGAAAGCUCAGGACAUUAUGUAGUUCGAAGGCCGUACAACUUGACUGCAUUUCACCCAAACUAUGAUAACAUAAAUCAUUUUGGGAACAGAGUUCGGGCUGAUUCUCAACGAAGGCCUCCACCACUGCCUCCAAACGUUGCUCGCCCCCUACCACUUUUAUCAAACGAAAUACACACCAACAAACACAAUGAUGAGGAUGAAGUAGAAGAGGUUUUAAUUUAAGCAAGAAACUUUGUUGUUGUUGUUAUGUACUUUGCUUUGUUUAGUUUAAAGUUUACUUUAUCUCAGUUUUUUAUUGUUUGCACCCUGACGAUGGAUGCACUAUUUCUUAUUUACUUUUCCUUAUUUACAAUAUUGACUGAGAUGACCUUUGCGAAAUAA
Molecule: messenger RNA, 2742 nt
Organism: Amphimedon queenslandica
Lineage: Eukaryota; Metazoa; Porifera; Demospongiae; Haplosclerida; Niphatidae
Exons: 5
Coding region: 124-2583 (819 amino acids)
Source: RefSeq, a predicted model, not a curated record